This is a messenger RNA of Funneliformis mosseae, 1292 nucleotides long. NCBI's taxonomy places the organism in Eukaryota, Fungi, Glomeromycota, Glomeromycetes, Glomerales, Glomeraceae. The record is from the annotation of a GenBank genome assembly.
GCAUUAUUGCUUUCGCGUUCGCGGCUUUAUUCUUCUUUGUAGAGUCCAAGUCCACAACUGGUUUUCGCGUGUUGGUUCUACUAGAUGAAGAGAACGACAAGAAUUUAUUCACACAGUUUUUCCAUUCUUUAGAAGGUAACGCGAUUACAAACUUACUUAUAAUAAAUUGUCAAAUUCUGUCGAGUUAUUUUUCCUAUGGAGAGCGUGCUUUCGACCAUAUUAUCUAUUUUGCACCAAAAACUAAAGACAAAAAGGAUAAUAUAACUCCCAUCUCUCUCGUAAAUUUCGUAAAUGAUGGAGGCAACAUACUCUUGGCGGUAUCUUCAGAAUUAUCAGAAAAUAUUCGUAAUUUCGCCCGAGAGUUCGACAUUGAAUUUGACGAGCGAAAUACUUACGUGAUCGAUCAUUUUAAUUAUGAUGUUUCUGACAAUGGAAAGCAUACACUUUUAAUUUCAAAUAAUUUUGUUAAUAAUGAAGCAAUCUUGAGUAAAGAAGUAAUUGAAGGGGUUCCCGUACUAUUUCGAGGCAUAGGGCAUAAAGCGGGAACAGUACCAUUAUUAACAAAAAUCCUGUGGGCUAACGAUACUGCCUAUUCAAGUGAUUUUGAGUUAUUAGAACAGGAACCUCUAGCAAUUGGUAAUGAUGUUGGUCUUAUAUCAGCGUUACAAGCAAGAAAUAAUGCAAGAGUUACAUUCGUAGGAAGUCUGGAAUUUUUCAGUGAUCAGCAUUCCAAAUCUGGUAACAAGGCAUUGGUCAAUGAUUUAACAAAAUGGACCUUCCAAGAAAAAGGAAUUUUACGUACAACUUCACGAUCUCACCAUAAAGAAGGCGAAUAUGAACAAUUAGAAAUGUAUCGGAUAAAAGAUAAUAUUAUAUACAACAUAGAGAUCUCGGAGUAUGUUAAUGAUCAAUGGCAAGCAUUCAAUGGAGAUGAUAUUCAACUGGAAAUAAUUAUGCUUGACCCGUACAUUCGAAAGAAUCUUACAGCACUACCAAUAUUAGAAGGACAUCACGCUCGUAAAUACGAGUCGCUUAUUCAACUACCAGAUGUAUAUGGAGUAUUUACGUUUAAAGUGAACUAUAAGAGACCCGGUUAUACAUAUAUAGUUGAUACUAGUACAGUGGCUAUUAGACCUUUUAAACAUAAUGAAUACCCAAGAUUUAUAUCUGCAGCAUAUCCAUAUUAUACCGGAGCAGCUUCUAUGGGGGUUGGAUUCUUAUUAUUUUGUUUCGUUUGGAUUUUUAAUAAGGAUAAUGGAAAGUUAACGGCGAAUAAAAAAAAAACUAAUUAA